Erythranthe guttata (spotted monkey flower) is the source of this 1245-nucleotide messenger RNA. The record is from RefSeq and is a predicted model, not a curated record. Lineage: Eukaryota; Viridiplantae; Streptophyta; Magnoliopsida; Lamiales; Phrymaceae.
AGAUAAGAAAACUAGAGCCCCACCGUACGAUACGAUACGCCACGCCACAUUGCAACGGUCCACCACAACCACCAAUAUUUUCGCCAUUCUCGAAACUUCUUUUUUUCCGGUCGACGGGCGGAUUAACGGGAAGCCGUCCAACUAAAGAGCGGCGGCCAUGACACGUGUCCCCUUUACGGCGUCGUGUUCUACUUCUAUCCAUAAGUGUUGUUUGGUCAACACAAUAAAUAUCGGCACUACAUCACUUGCUGCAUUCCCCAAUUCCUUAGCUCUCCCAUUUGUUCCUCACACAAAAGCCACAAGCGUUCGGCGAAUUUCUGUUGUUGCGAUGUCUGAUCUGAGCAAAAGCACUGUUCUCGUCACCGGCGCCGGCGGCAGAACUGGCCAAAUUGUUUACAAGAAACUGAAGGAGAGAUCAGACCAGUUUAAUGCUAGAGGUCUGGUUAGAACUCAAGAGAGCAAAGAAAAAAUCAAUGGAGAUGACAGUGUUUACAUUGGGGAUAUAAGGAACACCGAAACCCUUGCUUCACCGAUCCAAGGUAUCGAUGCUCUUAUAAUUCUCACGAGCGGUGUUCCAAAGAUGAAACCUGGGUUCGACCCAGCUAAAGGUGGCAGACCCGAAUUCUAUUUCGAAGAUGGAGCAAACCCUGAACAGGUUGAUUGGAUUGGACAGAAGAAUCAAAUAGAUGCUGCAAAAGCUGCUGGAGUGAAGCAAAUCGUGGUGGUUGGAUCUAUGGGAGGAACAAAUCUUGAUCAUCCCUUAAAUAGCUUGGGAAAUGGAAAUAUCUUGGUCUGGAAGAGAAAGGCCGAGCAAUACCUGGCCGAUUCAGGAAUUCCAUACACGAUAAUUAGGGCUGGAGGAUUGCAAGACAAAGAAGGUGGUAUAAGAGAGCUACUAGUUGGAAAAGAUGAUGAACUUCUUCAGACAGAAACAAGAACCAUUGCUAGGGCUGAUGUUGCAGAAGUUUGCCUUCAGGCACUGAAGUUUGAGGAGGCAAAAUUCAAAGCAUUUGACCUGGCCUCAAAGCCUGAAGGAACCGGCGAGCCGACGAAGGAUUUUAAGGCUCUGUUUUCCCAAAUCACUACUACCUUCUGAUUAACGAGCUCUGUUCUUCGUUGCUUGAAUAAAUCUCAUCGUAUUUAAUCGGCAUUUUGCUAUGUGUACUAUUACAUUAUGCGAUGACAUACAUGUUCUGUUAUGGCUCAUGAUUAGUUGAUGUUGUUGAUCAAUUUGCUUGUGUUUUA